AUGGGAUGCUUCCCCAGACCAACAGUGGCAGUGGCUUCGGCCCUGUCCGGUGUAGCGGUGCAACUUUCACGCUUGGUGGCGGCCCACGGCUCCUACGACGACUUCUGCAAUGGGCUCAAGUGUAUGCUGCUCACCUUCUUUGACCUGGCCUGGCGGCUGUGCAUGAACUUCCCCUACUUCUACAUCAUGGCCUCCGUGAUGUUCAAUGUUCACCAGCGGGUACAUAUUUAG
Eptesicus fuscus (big brown bat) is the source of this 231-nucleotide messenger RNA. Its product is annotated as small integral membrane protein 10-like protein 2A. The transcript has a single exon. The coding region runs from base 1 to 231 and encodes 76 amino acids. The record is from RefSeq and is a predicted model, not a curated record. NCBI's taxonomy places the organism in Eukaryota, Metazoa, Chordata, Mammalia, Chiroptera, Vespertilionidae.